AUGGCGACACAAAAGUUCAUUUUCUUCACUGCCUGUGCUCUCUGCAUAAUCUCCCUACGACUGACCAGUGCCGGAGUUCUCCCGGCAAUUGCUCCGGUUGCUCUAGCCGUGGACCCGGAUUCGGAUCCUCAUCCUCAAUACACAUAUGCCUAUGAUGUCCGAGAUUCUUUAACUGGAGACUCCAAAUCUCAACAUGAGAGCAGGGAUGGAGAUGUAGUAAGAGGCAGCUACUCAUUGUUGGAUGCUGAUGGUCUUCUCAGGACAGUGGUGUACACUGCAGAUCCAGUUAAUGGUUUCAAUGCUGUAGUACAAAGAGCUCCACCUUCUGAUGCUCAAGUUGCUGCUCCUGUUUUACAUCAUUAGAAGAGUAGAUGUAAAAAUAUUUGUGCUCAUAAAAGAAGAGAUAAGAUUUUUUGCAAGAUUUUUGAAAUUUAGCCUAC
This is a messenger RNA of Ctenocephalides felis (cat flea), 440 nucleotides long. RefSeq names its product larval cuticle protein A2B-like. The transcript has 2 exons. NCBI's taxonomy places the organism in Eukaryota, Metazoa, Arthropoda, Insecta, Siphonaptera, Pulicidae. The coding region runs from base 1 to 363 and encodes 120 amino acids. Gene Ontology annotation, cellular component: extracellular matrix. The record is from RefSeq and is a predicted model, not a curated record.